AUGGCCGAGGAGUUGGAUUACGCCGAAUUCGGUCUACCUUCCGAGUUCUUCACGGAGGAUUUCUUCGUGGAGGAAAAGGGCACCGGGGGCGGAGGCGGCGCAGCCUUGUUCCCCUCAGAGUUUCCCUACGAGUGGGGGUGGUACUCCGAGGUCAACUCGCCGGGGGACUCGGCCGCGGGAACCGACGCCAGCGAGGAGGAAGACUACCUGGCCGGGUUGACCUGGCAGAUGGCCCACUACUUCCUCCGUGACGACGAGAAGAAGCCUGCCUCGAACACAGCUAUCGCCGCCGCCGCUCCCAAGGUAUCCACCGCCGGUCAUGAUGCCUCGCCUCUGUGGACGUUCAUCUGCUUCGCAGAGUAUGUAACCUCGAGGACCUUGUGCAGGGGACUCUGAUGGUGGGCUCGCCACAGUCUAUCCUCUGCGCGGUCGGAAGCUGGAACGACGAGUUCGGCAAGCGGCAGCGCACCGGCCGGCGCGGCCCCUUGUGCCCACCGGCGCGGUCGGAAUCCUUUUCUCUGUUUCCUGCCGUUCUCUCCGAGAGCUCCGCCGACGGCUAUUGCCCAGGUCCAGCUCGAGGCCAGAACCAGGAAACCGCUGACCAUGUAGGCUUGCUACAGACUGACUCAACCCUCGGUCGGAUUAAUAGGAGGCGCGUCGGAGCUGCCGAUCCUCCCUGGUCUUUCCAUCAGCCGAAGAAAGUGCAGCUCGCCGCCACAUGGCGGCAGCACGAGAUGCUCGACCACGGCGGCCGGCCGGCGCCGCCUCAGGGCUGGUCGCCCACCGCCGCCGCCUUCCGGCCGCAGCCCGAACCGGGCAGUCGGGCGGUGUUACUCGGCGCCGUCCCCAAGCGGGGGGUCUCCUGCGGCACCGGCGUGUUCCUCCCCCGGCAACUCGGCCGGCCGUCAGACCUGCGGAAGAAACAAGGUGGGUCAUUGCCGCCGCCGCCGCCGCCGCUGCCCCCUCCAUCCUCUUCCUUGGCCCACGUUUUUUUUUUCAUCGACUUUUUCCCUUUCCUCGACCAACAAGGGGGGCGGGGAGCUUCGAUGCUGCCCGAAUCUUUACCGCUCAGCUUUUUUCGAUCUUCUCCGCCGGAAAGGUAGGCCGGCCAUCGUAGGUCGUUCUUUCCACGUUCUUCCAACGCCUUAACGUCGCCUUCCGAUUGGUGGCCGCAGGCGUCCCCCCCACAGUGCUGCUACCGGCGAGGGUGGUGCAGGCCCUGAACCUCGACGUGAAGGUGCCGCCGCCCCUUAUCGACCACGGUGAGAGGAACGAGGGAGGGCUUUCCGCCCAAUCCUGUUCUCGCCUUCCAAACGACCUGACGUGGGUUCGUAUUGUUGCAGACAUCACACUCUCGAGGAGCUCCGCCGUGAUGCCGCUGGGGAGAGGUUUCUCGCCCCCCGCCAGGACGGGCACCGAGCGCUUCCUGCCUGCGGACUGGACCUAUUAA
Spirodela intermedia is the source of this 1450-nucleotide messenger RNA. The record is from the annotation of a GenBank genome assembly. NCBI's taxonomy places the organism in Eukaryota, Viridiplantae, Streptophyta, Magnoliopsida, Alismatales, Araceae.